Siniperca chuatsi (mandarin fish) is the source of this 2333-nucleotide messenger RNA. It is a transcript of the gene eno4, whose product is annotated as enolase 4. Gene Ontology annotation, biological process: glycolytic process. The transcript is spliced from 13 exons. The coding region runs from base 41 to 1855 and encodes 604 amino acids. Gene Ontology annotation, molecular function: magnesium ion binding; phosphopyruvate hydratase activity. The record is from RefSeq and is a predicted model, not a curated record. Gene Ontology annotation, cellular component: phosphopyruvate hydratase complex. NCBI's taxonomy places the organism in Eukaryota, Metazoa, Chordata, Actinopteri, Centrarchiformes, Sinipercidae.
CGUCACUCUGAUUUCCUGGGCUCCUUGAGGGGUUGUUUCCAUGGUAACAGACAAAGACUACAGGGAGAGUGAUGACACCUGGACAAUGUCUUACCAAGGGUUUAUCGGCCGUCUUUCUAAGGAGGAUCAGGACUUCUACGACAUUAAAAAUGCUGCUGCAGAGUUUUACCGGGUUAACAGAAUCCCCCAGGAGAUAGAGAGAGCUCUGAACGAGCUCUUCUUCCACAAGCCCGAAGACGUUCACGGUUAUCUGGCAAAUCACUUUACAAACCUCUCUGCACCACCAACAAUCAGCAGACUGAAGGGAAAGGAGGUUUAUGAUGCAAGAGGACACCUAUCCACUGAGGCAGAGGUAUUCUGCAUCGUCUGCAACAAGGAAAAGAGCAUGUCCUCAGCUGUCGCCUCCAGCCACUUUGGGCCUAUGGAGAAUUCACUGGACUGGAAAGCUAAGAGUCAGGUGAGGGCUGACCAUGUGAUGACUGCUGUCCAGUGGAUCAAUGAACCUCUGAACAACAUGCUGAAGGGCCAAAACCCCUGUGACCAAUCAGAAGUCGACCAUAUACUCAGCAAUUUCUUCAUGGCCUGCGUCCUGGAGGAGAAAGACAUCUGGAACAAGGAGAAGGAAGAGAGUCGUUCAACCAGCAAGCCUGAGGUGGUGCUUCCUUCUCCACCACCUGAACAGACUAAAGACAAGAAGAGUGUUGAUAGAGGCAAAAAGAGCAACACUGCAGAGAAGCCAUUUCCUCCAGCCGAGCCACCAGAACCAGUUCUGCCUGGGAGCUUAGCCAUUGGCUCAGUGUCUCUGGCUGUGGCCAAAACUGGGGCACAAAUACAUGGUGUCCCUCUCUACAAAUACAUAGCAGCUCUGAAGAACAGAAAGGCUCCGGCAAAAUUCCACAUCCCUGUCUCCUUGGUAACUUUGCUGAGCUGUGGGAAGAAUUCUCCUGGAAAACUGAAUUUACUGGAGGAAGUCAUCCUGAUCCCCAAAGUGGGACAACGAGUCAAACAGAUCAUCACAAUGACCCUUGAGUUACAGAAGGAGAUGAUGAGAAUAAUGAACACUUCAACAAAAGCUGGGGCCACCCAGGCAAUUCUGUGUGACAGUGGAGCGCUGGCUGUGAGCUACGAGCGACCCGAGCAGCCUUUGGAUCUGAUCACUGAAGCCUGCACUAACUUUGGACUGGCACUGGGAACAGAGAUCCAUUUAGCAGUAAACUGUGCCGCCCCUGAGCUAAUGGACUAUUCUAAAGGAAAGUAUGAAGUUGCAACAGGAGUUUUGAAGUCUCCAGAUGAAUUAGUGGAUAUGUACCAAACCCUCAUCAGCAAAUACCCAGCAGUGGUGGCCUUAAUCGAUCCAUUUAGGAGAGAGGACAUAGACCAGUGGGAGAAGCUGAGCAAUGUGAUUGGAGACUCAUGUUCGCUGCUCUCUGACAUCAUGUACAAGUCAAAGGCUCCGCCCCUUCUGGGAGCCAGAGGUUACAUCUUAAAACACAUCCAUGAGACAACAGUCAGUGAUUUGAUCCGCAUCACAUCAGAGCACCAAGGUUCAGUUUUAAUGGGAACAACAUGCAGUGAGCCCUGCAGUGAUGACUCUUUGUCAGAUAUAGCUGUGGGUCUCGGUCUGGACUAUGUCAAACUGGGAGGUCUGAGCGGUGCUGAGAGGAUGACUAAAUACAACCGGCUGAUUUCUAUAGAGGAAGAACUGGCCCAACAGGGAAUCCUGGUCUUCAAGGAGAAGCACCCCCCUCCACUGUUCACUGAAAAACCACAGGAGCAGUCCACUACUGCAGAGAGUACUCUGUCUGACACUGCCUGCUCACAGCUCACAGCUUCUGUCUCUAUCAAGAAAGUAUGACUGGCUUCAAAUUUGUGUCAGUGCUACCACAUUAUAGUUUACUUUCAUAAUUAAAUUCUACUGUUUUCACUUACUCGCAGGUCAGGAUUUCACUUAUAAAACCUGCUGAGUUGAUUAUAAACAAAGUGCAUUAAUCUAGUGUUACCAUUCAGUUUCUAAAACCCUCAAACAUCUCAAUGCCACUUCAGGUAUAUGUAAGCCAUAUUAGCAGGUGCUGUACACUGCACCUCCUUACACAACACAAGUCUGCUUUCAGGUCACAAUCAAUCAUCUCCACAAAAAUAUCCAAACAUAGCAGCACUCAUAAGCCACAACACAGCAACACAUGAGCUGUAUUCACUACAGUGGAAACAGUAGAGAUCCACUGGUGGAGGUCAUUAUUUUAAGUGGCCACUGCUAUUUACAGGAUGUAUUUUUAUGAAUAAUGUUUGUGUCUUUUAGUUAUUUUCCCCCCAAUAAAAGACAAAUAUUCAGUUGC